UACUUUAUUAUCUCUUGUCAGAGCGUGGUGUGCUUCUGUAACAUGGAGCAGUGGAUGAGUGUUUAAUGCUCUUAACGACCCCAGUGUUUAAUGGACAGGCUCCACUCUGCACUGGUAAAUCGUCCUGCUCCGUCUGCUCCCCUUUGUCCUCAUGUCGUUAGACGCCUGCCAUCUGCUCCAUGUUAUUAUUAUAGGCGGAUUUAGAUGUAAAGUAGCUGCUGCUCCCUUUCGCCCACAUUCAGCCCAGGAGCUGGUGCUGGACAUGUUGCACCAGGUUCGGUUUGUUUGACUGUUUAUUUCUCACAGAGCUGAACUUCGCCUCAUUCUUAACUCCACGGUGUACGGUUGCCUGGUGACGUCAGCGUCCCAGCACAGAGUUCCUUUUUCUUUUCAUCAUCAGCAGCAGUGUUAGCUUUAGCAUUAGCAGCCUGCGGAGAGACAUCAGCCAGGAUGCUUUUCACUCUCAGCCCGGACUGCUGCUCAGGACUCCGCCUGAACUUUGCGCCCGGAUCCCUCCGCCGCAUGUGAGGGUGUGAACCGGGCGAUGCUCCGAGGAGCCGCGGUGCUGAGGAGAAGCCGACGAUGAGAACGUGGACUCCGGAGCUGAGACUGACGAGUGAAUCAGACUGCAGCGGGAUGUCGUCAUCUGCCAUUGAGCUCACGACCAGGCGGGUCAGGCCACAGCGGCAGCAGCAGCUCCUGCUAAUGAAUUUGCAUCUUCUAGCCAACCCCGGAGACUCUCUGCUGCUGCAGCACACACUGGACCGCCUGCUGCGCUGGCUCUGCCCAAGCCUCCGCAUCUUCCAUGUGUCAGAGAGGGCCGCACCAUUCAGAAGUUACACCCGCCUCUGUCCCGUGGCAGGCUACCCGUCCAUGGCCAUCACUUUCUUCCUCCAUGAGGCCUACGGCGAGGAGCGAAUCCUCAAAGUGCUGGACUUCUUCCAAAGGCCUCCGUGGCAGUACCAUCACACAGAGAGCUGCGGCAACCGAACCGGGGGGAUUCACAUCACCUCCACCAGCUCCCCCGCCAACGCCCUGCUACAGCCCUACCUCCUGCCCAGCAGAGACUUCUAUAGUUUGGGUGCGGGGAUGCCUGUGUGGGGGGUUCGACCGGUGCACUGCGGGGGAGAAAUACUGCGUGUGACACUGUACAGUGGAUAUGACAACUAUGAGGACGCUGUGCGGCUGUACGAGACAGUGCUGCAGCGGCAGGCAGAGGAGCAGAAGGCCGGCUUCUGCUGGUUCACGCUCCACACAGAGCCAGGGUUGUGCCUGCAGCUGGCAUUAAAGCAGUUGUCACCGGGGGUGCGGGUGGAGCCGUGCAUCUCCGCCGUGCUGCAGUUCAGUGUGGAUGAAAUUGGACAGCUGGUCCCACUGCUGCCUAACCCCUGCACACCCAUCAGCAACACACGCUGGCAAACUGAAGACCUAGAUGGCAACAAGGUUCUUUUCCAGGUGAAAAUGCCAGCUCAGCCUCAGCGACCUCUGACCUGUGCUUUCCCCCCGACCUGCCCCAGCGUAUCCCCUCGGGGAAUCCAGCUCAGGAGCUCGACACAGGGCCACAGCCUGUCGCCCUGCAGCCUCACCACCCCCCUGCCCUGGCAAACGCACAGGCAAGGUCACAGGCCUCUCCUGGACAAGCAUCAUGGAGGAGGAGGAGGAGGAGGAGGUGGAGCAGAGAGCCUGGGAUCAGGUAGUUGCUGCAGCACCCCUCCAGGCAGCUCCUGUUACUCAUCCCAGCACAGCAGCCCCGCCCCGCCCUCCUCCUCCAAUCAACCUGACUCUCCUCAGCGCCCCUCCAUCACCCACUCGCUCUCCCAUCUUCUCCUGGAAGAGGACGAGGAGGAGCCAGAGACCAACGUAGACACGGGAGUUCCCAUCUCACCUUGCUCUGAUGCGACGGUCAAAACCAUCACUCGCUCCGCCUCCGUAGACCUUUUAAUGACUUUUCACUCGGACAGACCUGCAGCCGUUGGGGCUUCCGCUGUCGAGAGUCUUGCCAGGGAGUUGAGGGAGUGUCUGCCACAGACACUCACACUGCCUCGGGGCCCCUCCAGGACGAGGGGCUCUGCUGGUUUUACAAAUGGAGGCAGGGAGGGUUGUAACAGCAGGACUGGCGAAGUAGGACAGAGUCCCUUCAAAGGGCCUGUGGUUGAGAAUAGGACUACUGCUGCACUGCUAUCAGCACGCACAAACAAUGAGGAGCCAGUAGAUGAGUUCUUCAUCUAAACUCCUGCCCCUGUGCCACAUGCUGUGCUAAUAAUCACAGUGCUAUUACAAACAUAUCACAUGGAGAAGAUGAGAAGAGGAUCUGAAGUUUAACAGGAGGACAUGUCGUGUUCUGGAAACCAAAGUUCAGCUGCACGAGUAUCUUUCCACUCCAGAGUCUUUAUGUAUAAACUCUUUAAAUGGUUUGACUCGUCCCACAUGUACAGUAACAAGAUGAGUGCUAUAAAGGUAAUAAGACUGUUAAAUAUCUUAUUACCUUAUAUUUUACCUUGUUGAAGAUUGUUAAUUGUCCAUAUUACUUUUAUGUAGAUCAUACAAACGAUCUGUGCAGCUAUUGCUCUAACAUGUAGCCCGGUGAAUAGUUAACAUGAAGGUUAUGUUUUGAAUGUGUUACCGUCAGCGUUGUAAUGCCAGUUUAGUUCUUUGUGACAUUUCUCAGAUAGGCAAUUUUUUAUUUUUAGAUUACCUUUAAAACAGAUAAUGAUCUUAUUGUGUAGGAGCUCUUUGUUGAUGAGGAUUAGAAAUCGGAUUUAAUCUGAUUACUCUUCACACUGCAGCACUGUCAGUCUGUCACAGAACAGAACUUUACCUUUUACCUUUAACCCAGUGGCUUUUCAUUGCAUUUGUUUAAAUGCACAUCAAAUGAUCAUUGUUCUCGUAUUUGUGUUGUAAAGUAGACAUGAUGGGCCAAAUUAUUGUUGGGAAGUACAUUUAAUUUUCACAGAUUAUAAUGUUUUCCUCCGCCCACUGCUGACAGGGAUUUUUAAAUGACCAGACAAAAGAACAUUUUGAUAUUAACCAUUAUUAUGUAAGGUGUCUGAAAUGUGUGCUCAGCCUGAAGCCUGAGAAAUGUUAAUUACUGUAAGUCUGCAGUAAACGGAGGGAUCAGCAGAGUUUAUCCUAAGUGAAAACUUAAGAUGCAAGUAUUGGACUGAUCGCACACACACAACAGAUGGCAGCAGAAGACACAAACACUUUGCACAGUGCACAGCAUCAUUGCAGUGAUUAAUGCUGUUUAGAGACUAGUCUAAUUAAAGAUUACAUUCUAUUAGGUCUGGGGGGGAAGUUAAAUAAUUUCUCUCUACUUUGGUUUCGUCUCCUACACACAUUAUGUUAAAACUUUCCCUGUUGACUUAAUCUGUGGAUUGUGGCCAGUGUCUGAAUCAAAUGCACAUGAGUGAAUAUUGUACAGUAUGAGCUGCUACUGGUCAAUAUGAUAUAUGACAGUGGAUGUGCAGGGCAGCUCCAACAUGUGAAUUUGUUUACAGUUAAUGGGUUUUACUGGAAAAAGGGAAGAAUGCUGAGUAAGGAAGAAUCAACUGUGACAAUGUUCAGAGUCUCAAAUGUUCAGUGAUGCAGAGAAAUUAUUUUGGACCAAGAAUAAAAGGCAGUUAAAGAAAA
Molecule: messenger RNA, 3630 nt
Organism: Hippoglossus stenolepis (Pacific halibut)
Lineage: Eukaryota; Metazoa; Chordata; Actinopteri; Pleuronectiformes; Pleuronectidae
Product: protein FAM124B
Exons: 7
Coding region: 583-2229 (548 amino acids)
Cellular component (GO): nucleoplasm
Source: RefSeq, a predicted model, not a curated record